GCGGCACUGACCCUUACUAAGACAAGGUUCAACCUCUAGACCUUCCCUUACCCUUCGAACCCUGGUGCUUCUGCGGUCGCAAGGUCAUUAUCGGCUCUAAGCAAGCGGGACCCCAGGUUUUGGCAGACUAGUAGGGGGUGCGCUACAGAGCCUCCAGGAGACAGACCUCGGCUUGCUUCUCUGCUGAGCUCAAGGUUGGGACAAUACUCAUUAUGGAGUUUCGUAUGCUUCAAGGUGCAGCCAAACUGCAAAGGGUCACCCAGCUGGUGGAGACCUUGAAACAAGAUCAGGUUGAGAAGUCGCUCACAUCACAACAAAGGGUGCAGACACUGUUAGAAUUGAGGCAGCAUGGUACCAACCCCGACAAUGCAGGCCCGAUCUACUCUAAAGAGGGAAUGCAAAUCCUAGCCGACUACGGUGUUACUGGGGAGACGACUGAUGUGCGUCGAGCUGCCCUACGAUGUGUUGCGAAUGCUCUUCUCCUGAACCCACCCAUGCGCCAGCUUUUCGUUGAUACAGGCUAUGGGGGCAGAUUAGCGGAGUUGCUCAAAUGUGACUCUUCGGAGGAUGAAAUGGUGAUCAGUCGCAUCUUGUUUCUUUCAACCUAUGACACAACCAUGGACUUUGGGAAGCUUAUCAAGAACCACCUCCUGGGCGAUAAUGUAAACUACCAAAUUACUCGACACGCAAAGCAAUUCCCGAAGUCAGGGAAAAAGUCCUUAUCACAGAUGGAUGAACUGGCUCUCAUCGACACGCUGAAACUGAUUUUCAAUGUAUCGAAGAUCUACCCAGAGCUUGCUGAGAGCUUUUCGCCCUCAAUUCCGCACAUUUUCAAGAUAAUUAGCCGGAUCGAUAUCCCUGAAAAGCCUCUAGACGGCUUGCUCGGCUACCUUCUCAACUGCUUGUCGACCCUUGAUCUGGAAAACAAGAAGGGCAAAGCGUGGGAAAGCAGCCCUCUCUUCCCAACCUUCAACCAGAAUUGCAAUGUCGACAAGCUGAUCAAUAUUCUGGACCAAGCUGUGUGUGCAUACAAAGCGGAUGAGUUGGAAACGAAGUCGAUCCCACUCUUUCACACCCUUGUGACUAUUCAUGAGUUGGCGCCCGAUGGCCCCCGCAAGUACAUGCAAUGGCUUUUGUUACCCGAAGACAAUGAUAGAAGUCGCCCAAUUGGACAGUCAGACACACUCUCAUCCAAGCUUUUGAAUCUCUCGACCACUCCGUAUCCCAACUUGAAGACAGCCAUCUCCGAGCUCAUGUUUGUUCUUUCUGGGAAGGAUGCCGAAAAUCUUACUAGAAACAUUGGCUAUGGCUUUGCAGCAGGGUUGCUGGCCUCCCGUGGCAUGGAAAUACCGCAGACAGCAGGAGAAGCAUUUGCUACCAAUCCACAGGGAUUCAAUCCGCAGGUCAACCCCAUAACCGGACAGAAAUGGAGUGCGGAGAAGCAGGAUGAAGGCCCUCCUAUGACAAAAGCAGAGAAGGAGCGUGAGGCGGAGAGGCUGUUUGUGCUCUUUGAGAGGGCCAAGGCCAAUGGAAUCCUCAGCGUGGAGAAUCCUGUCACGCGUGCUCUUCAAGAAGGAAGAUUUGAAGAACUAUCUGAUUCUGAUGACAGCGACUGAGCGUUUGCUAUCUAUCCUCAUUCUCACCGCUGUAAUAAUAUCCCUGUCAAAUGAGUUCGUGACCAGAGUUUGUACAUUCCCCGCCAUCUA
Molecule: messenger RNA, 1706 nt
Organism: Aspergillus homomorphus CBS 101889
Lineage: Eukaryota; Fungi; Ascomycota; Eurotiomycetes; Eurotiales; Aspergillaceae
Product: synembryn
Exons: 7
Coding region: 213-1616 (467 amino acids)
Biological process (GO): G protein-coupled receptor signaling pathway
Cellular component (GO): cytoplasm
Molecular function (GO): guanyl-nucleotide exchange factor activity; G-protein alpha-subunit binding
Source: RefSeq, a predicted model, not a curated record